Molecule: messenger RNA, 137 nt
Organism: Paraglomus occultum
Lineage: Eukaryota; Fungi; Glomeromycota; Glomeromycetes; Paraglomerales; Paraglomeraceae
Source: the annotation of a GenBank genome assembly
AUAAACCGGGUAUAAUGCAAGUCAGAGAAAAAGCUAAAUGGACGGCUUGGUCGGACAAUAAUGGCAUGUCCAAAGAAGACGCUCAGGCCGCUUAUAUUGCCUACGUUGAAACGCUCAAGACUAAGUAUUCUCAAUAA